AUGAGAAAUGCUAUUCCAGAUGAUUAUAUUGUAUUUCUCCAAGAACAUGAGGAUGAUAAUGGAAUGAUGGAGGAUGAUCCAAUCAACUUUCAUCAGGCCAUGAAAAGUUCUAAUUCUCAAAAGUGGAUUGAUGCCAUGAAAGAUGAGGAUGAAAAUGGUAAUGUGGAGAGGUAUAAGUCGCGUCUUGUAGCUAAAGGAUAUACUCAGAAAGAAGGUAUUGAUUUUACAAAGACUUUCUCUCCAGUUUCAUUGAAAGACUCUUUAAGGAUAAUCAUGGCGCUUGAAAUGCAAAAGAUUCCCUAUGCAUCAUCUGUUGGAAGUUUAAUGUGUGCACAAGUAUUUAAGCGUCCGGAUAUUGCAUAUAUUGUUGGGAUGUUAGACAGAUAUUUAAGCAACCCUGGUAUAGACCAUUGGAUAGCAGCCAAAAGGGUUAUGAGAUAUCUUCAGAUAACAAAAGAUUACAUGCUUACUUAUAAGAGAUCAGAUCUUUUGGAGGUCGUAGGGUAUUCUGAUUCUGAUUUCGCUGGGUGCCAAGAUAGUAGGAAAUCUACAUCAGGCUAUAUUUACCUAUUAGCUGGAGGAACUAUAUCUUGGAAAAGUGUCAAAUAG
Messenger RNA from Gossypium raimondii (Peruvian cotton), 609 nucleotides. Its product is annotated as secreted RxLR effector protein 161-like. NCBI's taxonomy places the organism in Eukaryota, Viridiplantae, Streptophyta, Magnoliopsida, Malvales, Malvaceae. The transcript is spliced from 3 exons. The record is from RefSeq and is a predicted model, not a curated record. Bases 1 to 609 code for a protein of 202 amino acids.